Molecule: messenger RNA, 348 nt
Organism: Trichophyton rubrum CBS 118892
Lineage: Eukaryota; Fungi; Ascomycota; Eurotiomycetes; Onygenales; Arthrodermataceae
Exons: 1
Coding region: 1-348 (115 amino acids)
Source: RefSeq, a predicted model, not a curated record
AUGUUGUUUCCGUUGGAAGAACAAAUCGGUCCUCGAGCUGCCCAGGUUGAUAAUCUUCGGACACCCAUCCCUAUCCUUCUCCAGUCUGGUACAUUCGAAACAGUAGAACGCGUCACUGAUCCCUUCCCCGCCACAUACAAUGCAUUUGUUCUGGAAGUUGCCAAAGGAGCAUUCAUCGCACACGCGCACCAAAGUCGUAGGCCGCACAUAGGAGUCGCAGACGGGACAUUUGCCGUCACAUUUGUCGCACAGGCGCCCGAUAGCAAUGCCGGUUUGCUUUCUGCACAUAACGAGAUCUGGGUGAUGACGCGACAUGAUGGGAGGUUUGUGUAUCUGAACGGUAGGUGA